This is a messenger RNA of Pollicipes pollicipes, 480 nucleotides long. Its product is annotated as cyclin-dependent kinase 2-associated protein 2-like. The record is from RefSeq and is a predicted model, not a curated record. Bases 148 to 480 code for a protein of 110 amino acids. Gene Ontology annotation, cellular component: cytoplasm; nucleus. The transcript has 2 exons. Lineage: Eukaryota; Metazoa; Arthropoda; Thecostraca; Pollicipedomorpha; Pollicipedidae.
CCGGUCUUCUUGAGGGAUGGGGCGUUGUGGAUGCUUUGGAUCUGCUGACAAGAGCCGCGGGCAUAUGCGCCUGCGUGACUCGUAAACGGGACGCCUGACCUGCUGUGCCGCCGGUGGCCCCUGCAGACGGUGACCGGUCCUGCUGUAAUGGAAGACGACCGCUCGGCGUCCGGCUCGCCAGCCUUCAGCAAGCCGGGCACGCCGAACCCGGCGGCGUUCGACCCGCUCGCGGCGGCAGCGGCUGCUCAGUACCGGCCGCCUUCGCAGUCCAAGUACUCGCAGCUGCUGGCCGUCAUCGAGGACAUGGGCCGCGACAUCCGACCCACCUACUCGGGCAGCAAGAGCAGCGCCGAGCGUCUGAAGCGCGGCAUCGGCCACGCGCGCAUCCUGGUGCGCGAGUGUCUCAUCGAGACGGAGCGCAGCGCCAAGUCUAGGCGGCGGCGGCGGCGAGCCUCGACUCCGCGGACGCGACUCUGGUGA